GUCAACAACUAACUUCCUCGCUGUAGAAAUGUGUCUUUAUUUUUAAUGCUUUUAGGUUAAAAUUCCCACAAUGUGCUCUUUUUUACCACAUGAGGUUCGGCUAAUGCCGCUUUCAUGAAGGUAGGACAGUAAAUUCCGUGGCGUUUGUCUCGCAGCUCAUCUUCAGCUGGAUGUUUGCGUCAUGUGAGCCAUGUGAAUGAACCGUCUUGCAUGAAUUGGAUUCGUUACUGCUUCUGUGUCUGAUACUUCCCUGGUGAAGUCUCCGCCGCUGUGAUGCCACCGGCCAUGUCUCAGAUCAGUGAUCCAAAGAUUGCCUUUGCCUACCUGCGGCCGGCCUGCGUCCUGCUCACCCGAGAGCCCACGGUGGCCAACGUGGAAACUCUGAGCAGCCAGCUGAAAGACGUCAACGAUGCCACGCUGCAGCAGCUGCAGGAAUACGUCCUCUUCCCUCUGCGCUUCGUCCUCAAGGUGCCCGGGCCCCGGAAGGACCAGCUGGUGCAGGCCGUGGUGGAAGCCAUGAGCCACAUUUUGGAAAACACUUGCGUGCAGAGCUGGGAGACGCUCCGCGACCUCCUGUCGGAGCUCUGCCUCUGCGUCUGCUCCCCAUCUGAUCCCGGGAAGCCCGCCGAGACGUCGGAGGAGCUGAAGUCGGCGGUGCUGCGGUGCCUGUGUGCUUUGCUUCACGCUGCUUACGGUGAUAUAGUCUUCAAGCUUUUUGAGCCGGUGAUGCUGCCCGGACUGGGCGCUGCCGUGUCACUGCUGCUGGCUUUGGGAGAGAAGGAGAAAUCCAGAGAGAUCCAGGCUGCGGCCCUGAAGAGCCUCCAGGCUCUGACUCUGCAGUGUGACUGUCCUCUGGAACAUGUAGCUCCAUCCUCAGAGGAGAGACGUUCUCUCGGCAGCAUCAUGGCUUCUUUCUUACCUGGAAUAACGACAGUGGUCACCAGGAUUAUUACAGGAGACCUGAGACAAGGACACGCAGUCACAGUCAGGGCCAUCAGGGUUUGGUCCAGGACUGUGGGGCUGGUCAUGGAGGACGCCCAGCUUCAGGAGAUCGGGUCGCCGAAGACUCCCACAGCAGACCUGGGGAGGAUCGGACAGCUGGUGGUCCACAGGACUCCGGACUGGGUGAAAAACACGGCGGCUAAACUGUGCAUCCUGCUGAAGAAGGUCAUCUCCUGCAGCUCGGCCCACCAGCACUGGAGGGUGAGGCUGGAGACGGUGGAGCUGGCCGACCACCUGCUGGCCGGCUGCAGCCAGUCGCUGGGGGAGUGCGUGGGGCCGCUGCUGGAAGCUCUGGUGGGAGCGAUCAAUGACGACGAGCCCAGAGUCAGAGAGAGGUGUGACGCGGCUCUCAGGGAGCUUUCGCAGAGGAACCAGAACCGCAGCUCGCAGACGUUCACCGAGGUACUGUCGGAGAACCUCCACUCUCUGGCCACAUCGCUCCCCAGACUCAUGAGGACCUCCGACGACCAGAAGAAGCUCUUCGUCCUCAACGUGUUUCUGGGCUACCUAAAAGUUCUGGGGCCGCUCGUGUCUGUGGUGCUCAACUCUGCUGCACAUCUGGAGAGGAUCUCCAAAGCUUUGAUGCAGGUGCUGGAACUGGAUGUGAUGGACGUCCGGAUCGUGGAGGAGAGGAGUCACGGCGACGUUAUCGAAUCGGGCGCCGGCUCUCAUGACUCUUCCUCCCAUCACAUACAGAGGAAACAUUUUCUCUACUUCACAGAUGACAAGAUCCUCUGUGUGCUUAUGGAUAUCUGCCGCACAUUAGGUUAUUACGGUAACAUCUACCUCCUCACCGACCACCUCCUGGACUUGUACCGUCAGUCCUCGGCAUACAGAAAACAAGCCGCCAUGGUCCUGAACGAGAUAGUCAGAGGUGCAGCGGGCAUCGCCGUGACCACACGGGGUCAGGGUUCAGAGGUCGGAGACCAGGGAAACCGUACCACCGAGGAAGACCUGAAAGCAGCGGUGAUGGCGGUCAUGGAGGAAUAUAUCAGUGUGAACAACUGGCACCUGAUCACAGCCAGCGAGGAGACGGACAGAGACCGACAGGAUCAGAAGCUUCUCAGCCCGUCAGGACUCCUCUCCAUAUCCGACCAAUCCUCCAACGCCGUCCCUCUCCAGAUGGUCGCCUCCCUCCCGCCGCCGCCGUCGUCUUCCUCUUCGAUUCUCCAGCUCAACAGCAACAUCUGGCAGCUGUGCAUCCAGCUGGAGGGCGUGGCCGGCUUCGCCCAGGCGCUGGGCCCAGACUUCCGGCCGCUGCUGAUGACGUCUCUGUACCCCGUGCUGGAGAAGGCCGGCGAGGAGACGCUGCUGGUCAGCCAGGCGGCGCUGAACGCCAUGCUGGACGUCAGCCGGGCCUGCGGCUACGCCUGCCUGAAGGAGCUCAUCUCGGAGAACUCCGACUACCUGCUCAAUGACAUCUCUCUCAACCUGCAGAGGCUCGGCCAGCAUCCACAGGCUCCGCGGGUGCUGACGGUGAUGCUGGCCCACUCGGACCGCAGCAUGCUGCCUCUGGUCGCGGACAUCGUUCAGGAUGUGCUGAUGGCUCUGGACCUGAGCUACGACCACACGGCGCCGCUCUUCUGCUCGGUGCUGCACGCCCUCAUGAAGGCUCUGGCACGCUGGUUUCCCGCCACUUGUAGCAAGGCUGGGAAGUCGUCCUGUUCCAAGCCGUCGUCCUCUGAUCAGGAAGUUUUCGACGCUCGCCAGUUCCUGCUGGACUACAGGAAACAGAAAGAGCUGGCCGAGGGCAUCGGCAUAGAGGAGGACGAGGAAACCGAAGACCUCGACGUCCCUCCUCCUGAGACUGAAGAUGUGGAAGACAUCACCGACCCUGAUGUGAAACUUGAGCUUCCUCUUCACCUCAAAAUCACCAAAGACGUGUUUGAGCGCUGCGUUCACCUGCUGUCAGACCCCAGCCUCCGACUCAGACUCAAGGUGCUGGAUGUGCUGGAGCUGUGCGUGUUCAUCCUGAGCGAGCGGGAAAAUGAGCUGCUGCCGCUGGCUCACCGCUGCUGGCCGCCGCUGCUGCAGAGACUCACAGCUGACGACCCGCUCGCUGUCCUGCGAGCCUUCAGGGUGCUGUGCACGCUGGGCGAAGCCUGCGGCGACUUCCUGAGGAGGAGAGUUUCUAAAGAGGUCCUUCCCAAGCUGAGCGCCUCUCUGACGCACCAGGCGCCCAUCAGCGCCAAGGCCGGGCCGGUCUACACCCACACGCUGGCCUACAAGCUGCAGCUGGCCGUGCUGCAGGGGCUGGGCUCGCUGUGCCAGAGCCUGGAGCUGGGUGAAGCCGACCUGGAUGCGGUGUGUGAAGCCUGCCUGCCCUACCUGAGCUGCCGACAGCCAGUCAGACUACAGGAGGCCUGUCUGAGCGUCUUCAGACGCCUCAUCCAGGUGGAUCCCGACGCAUUGUGGUUCGCUCUGAACGAGGUGCACUGCCCCCACCCCUACAGCCCGCCCCACCCGGACCUCCUGCCGGUCCGGCUGGGCGGCAUGGGCCGGCCCCGGGACCAGUACUCGGACAACGUGCUGAAGCUGCUGCGGGAGGAAUUCGGCCCGAUCGACUGAGGACGGCCGAUCGACGACAUUGACUCGUCUCUCAGGUGCCGACCGGGUCCGACCGGUCGGGGAAACGCAGCCGUCGGGAGCAAACGGCGAGUGUCAGACGGGCGAGUGAGGAGCCCGGGUUCAAACCGACAGCUCUCCCACACCUGUGACGUUUCUCACAGCCGCACGCCGGGAAUGCAGAUGAUGUAUUAGCUAUUCCUUUUCGUGUCAUUUCUGUAUUUUUGGAGGAAAUACCUCAUUCUGAACCACCGCGCCGGUUUGAAUUAUUCAUCCUCCAGUUUCACAGCCUUUCUGAACACAGUCACUUUGCUGCUGGAGGCCCUGAAGAGAGAGAGAGAGAGAGAGAGAGAGAGAGAGAGAGAAAUGUUUCUGAACUUGAAAGAUAAUCACCAAAAUGUGUCCUCCAUUUAAAAUAACUCCAUUAUGUGGCGCGGGGCACUCGGGAGGAAGGUCGAGGAUGUGCUGUCAAAAUGUGUGUGGUAAAUACAGUGCUGCGAAGAGUGUGUGUCUGGCGGCACUGGAGGGUCAACGCCAGAGCAGAACACCCUCAGAGCGCCGCCCACUUUACAUCCUGGCUUUUAUUUAUUUAUCAUAAAACUAAGUGUUGCUGUUGGCCGGACAGAUUAGCAACGAGAAAAGAGAGAAAAGACACUCGAUUCAGCUCCGUGAUGUUUUUCACCAGUUACAAUUAUUGGAACCAAAAAAAACCACAGAGAUUCUUCUUCCAUGCAUUGUUUCUAUUCGUGCUGUAAAUUUAGCCUUGUGUGAUUCAUGAUGGUUACGGACUAAUAAAAAUAUAGUUUUUACAGCCACAUUUCAAUCUGUCAGGGUUUUUGUUUUCUUUACAUAUAUAUGUUCAUACAUUUUGGAUUUUUCUCUUUUUCUACAUGAGAUCUGAAUCAGUAGAUCGAUGUUUUCUGCUCCUGUUGAUCAAAAGCCAUUAAAACCACUU
Salarias fasciatus (jewelled blenny) is the source of this 4522-nucleotide messenger RNA. RefSeq names its product TELO2 interacting protein 1 (gene tti1). NCBI's taxonomy places the organism in Eukaryota, Metazoa, Chordata, Actinopteri, Blenniiformes, Blenniidae. Gene Ontology annotation, cellular component: cytoplasm. The transcript has 15 exons. Bases 274 to 3570 code for a protein of 1098 amino acids. The record is from RefSeq and is a predicted model, not a curated record.